This is a messenger RNA of Papaver somniferum (opium poppy), 810 nucleotides long. RefSeq lists its product as uncharacterized. Bases 1 to 810 code for a protein of 269 amino acids. The transcript has 2 exons. The record is from RefSeq and is a predicted model, not a curated record. Lineage: Eukaryota; Viridiplantae; Streptophyta; Magnoliopsida; Ranunculales; Papaveraceae.
AUGGGGUGUUUUAAAAUCCCUGUUACUACUAUCCAACAUUUAGAGUCUUUGCAGAGGAAUUUUUGGUGGGGUCAUAAAGCUAACAAAGGCAUAAAUUUCAUUGCUUGGUCUAAUUUCCAAAAGCCUAAAGAUCUGGGAGGUUUAGGUUUUAGAAAUCUGGAAACUUUUAAUAGAGCUCUUAUUAGUAAGAUUGCUUGGAAAAUUUGUUCUAACUCAGAUGACCUUUGCACUCAGAUCCUAGAAGCUAAAUACUUUAGAGAUAUAAACCCUCUCCAUAUUGACAAACUAAGUGAUAGUAGCUCAUGGGUUUGGAAAGGGAUAUAUAGACAGAUACAAACCAUUAAAGAGAAUAGCUUUCGGUCUGUAAGAUGUGGUACUAAGAUUAGAAUCUGGCUUGAUAAAUGGGUUAUUGGGAUUGAUCACCCUCCUGAUCCAGCUGCUAAUAUUAUUGUUCCUUCUUCUCUGUUUUUUGUGUCUGACUUGUUUUUACCAGGUACUAUGAUAUGGAAUGCUCAGCUGAGAAAAGGUAUGUUCACUGUCAAGAGUGCCUAUAAAGUUCUUAGCAGUAACACUAGUGAACCUGUGCGUAACUUUCAAAUUGGAACUGAGAUUUGGAAGUGUCUGUGGCAAUGUAAGAUUCCAUACAAAGUCAAAAAAUUUGCGUGGAAAUGUCUUAAAGACAUUCUCCCAACUAGGGACAAACAGUGUAGCAGAAUUAGUGUAGCAGAAUUAGUAGCCAAAAAAGCUAGAGUAUCUGGUACUAGUUUUGAACACUCAGAUGACAUUCUAGCCUGUAAUUUAUCCUCUUAA